Messenger RNA from Strongylus vulgaris, 255 nucleotides. The record is from the annotation of a GenBank genome assembly. Lineage: Eukaryota; Metazoa; Nematoda; Chromadorea; Rhabditida; Strongylidae.
AUGGAGAAGGAGCUAUCAAACGCACUUACCAAGGGAUUGCCCUUCCCUAUCAUCAAGGUGAUUGAAUAUCUUUCUGGAGACGGUUUCAGUUGGGGCAGACAGUAUCGUGUUGCUGGAUACUACACGGCAUAUGAGCUGGUUGGAUAUGUAGGUCAUGACAACCCGUUGUUUGGUCGUUUGACUCGCGGUUGCAUCCUUACUGCAGUACUGCUGAGCACAAGGCGGGUAAUUAAAUCGAAAAUGGUUUUACAAUAG